GAAAACGUUUCGAUACUUUGCUUGUCGCCAAAGAAGUGUUUCUACAAAUCUACUGAAACCUCUGCCAGUUGCAGAUCUCUCUCUCUCUCUCUCUCUCUCUCUCUCUCUCUCUCUCGCAAACACAAAGCUGACAUAUAGGGUUUUGGAUCGAAGCGCACAAAUACAAUGUUUCUCACAAGAACUGAGUACGACAGAGGUGUCAACACCUUUUCUCCGGAAGGAAGGUUGUUUCAGGUUGAGUAUGCUAUUGAGGCCAUCAAGCUGGGUUCGACCGCAAUUGGGCUGAAAACAAAAGAAGGAGUUGUUCUUGCCGUUGAGAAGCGUAUCACUUCACCAUUACUGGAGCCCAGCAGUGUUGAGAAAAUCAUGGAAAUUGAUGAGCAUAUAGGAUGUGCUAUGAGUGGUUUGAUUGCUGAUGCACGUACACUUGUCGAACAUGCACGAGUUGAGACUCAGAACCAUAGAUUCUCAUAUGGUGAGCCAAUGACUGUGGAGUCUACAACUCAAGCACUUUGUGACCUGGCUUUACGAUUUGGUGAAGGUGAUGAAGAAUCCAUGUCUCGACCAUUUGGAGUGUCUCUUCUUAUUGCCGGUCAUGAUGAGAAUGGCCCAAGCUUGUACUACACCGAUCCAUCUGGUACAUUUUGGCAAUGCAACGCAAAGGCUAUUGGUUCAGGUUCAGAAGGUGCUGACAGCUCUCUGCAAGAGCAGUAUAACAAGGACUUAACUCUUCAAGAAGCUGAGACAAUUGCAUUAUCUAUUUUGAAGCAAGUUAUGGAAGAAAAGGUGACACCCAAUAAUGUUGACAUCGCCAAGGUGGCUCCUAAAUACCAUCUCUACAGUCCUUCGGAAGUGGAGGCAGUCAUCAGCCGCCUAUGAGGAGAAGAAGAAACUGUUGUCGCCAUUCUUACUUACCCUGCAUUUGUUGGGGGGAAAGGAUUAAACUGAAACCUGUUGAAGAAAGGAGUUGUUUGGUUGUCUUUUUAACUCCGUGAAUCUUGAGUUGUUUGGGACAAGUAGAACAUCAUUAUGGAGAUGGGUAUCUUAUUGAGAAAAUAUAUGCUUUGGACUUA
Carica papaya (papaya) is the source of this 1073-nucleotide messenger RNA. Its product is annotated as proteasome subunit alpha type-5. The record is from RefSeq and is a predicted model, not a curated record. Gene Ontology annotation, cellular component: proteasome core complex; proteasome core complex, alpha-subunit complex. Gene Ontology annotation, biological process: proteasome-mediated ubiquitin-dependent protein catabolic process. NCBI's taxonomy places the organism in Eukaryota, Viridiplantae, Streptophyta, Magnoliopsida, Brassicales, Caricaceae.